Hemicordylus capensis (graceful crag lizard) is the source of this 954-nucleotide messenger RNA. Its product is annotated as olfactory receptor 6X1-like. NCBI's taxonomy places the organism in Eukaryota, Metazoa, Chordata, Lepidosauria, Squamata, Cordylidae. Gene Ontology annotation, molecular function: G protein-coupled receptor activity; olfactory receptor activity. Gene Ontology annotation, biological process: G protein-coupled receptor signaling pathway. The record is from RefSeq and is a predicted model, not a curated record. The coding region runs from base 1 to 954 and encodes 317 amino acids. Gene Ontology annotation, cellular component: membrane. The transcript has a single exon.
AUGGCUGACCAAGUGAUUGAUUCUAACAACUGUUCACGGGUGAUGGAGUUCAUCCUCCUUGGAUUCCAAGACAUUGGGAGAAUGAAUAUUAUUUUGUUUAUUGUUGUCCUCCUGUUCUACCUGUUGUGCAUUACAGGAAACAGCCUCAUCAUUGUGAUAGUGAGGGUGGACCGCCGUCUCCAGACACCAAUGUACUUCUUCCUGAGCAACUUCUCGGUCAUUGAAAUGGGGCACACCUCUGCCUUUAUGCCCAAGUUGUUGGUCAACCUCCUCUCAGAAGAGAUGACCAUCUGCUUCAACUGUUGCAUGGUGCAGUUUUUCUUCUACUUCCUCUGUGGUGUCACCAAGUUUUUCAUUCUAACACUCAUGUCCAUUGAUAGGUACUUGGCCAUCUGUCAGCCCCUGAGAUACAGCACCAUCAUGACCCCUAGCCUUUGCAUUAAGCUUGCACUGGCUGCCUGGUUUGGGGGCUUUUCCUCCAUCAUUUUCCAGUUUGUAAGGCUGGUGAGACUUCCCUUCUGUAGCUCCAACAUUAUUGACCAUUUCUUUUGUGACAUAGGACCGAUGUUGAGGAUCGCAGGUGGAGACACACAUCUUAUUGAAACCCUUUUCUUCCUGCUUGUUGUGGCUUUGGUACUGACCUCUCUCUUCUUGACAAUGGUAUCCUACACCUUCAUCCUCUCCACAGUUCUUCACAUCUCGUCAACCACCGGACGACAGAAGGCUUUCUCAACUUGUAUCUCUCAUCUGAUCGUGGUCAGCAUCUUGUAUGGGGCAGUCAUUUUCAUCUACUUAAGGCCCACUGUCACUCAUGCUUCUUUCAGUAUCAUCAAAGUUGUAGCCAUACUGAAUAUGAUGGUGUCCCCAGUGCUAAACCCUUUCAUAUACACAAUCAGGAACAAUGAAGUCAAACAGGCUUUAAGGAAAGUCUUAGGAAGGAAAAGAAGACAUUGA